GGCUGAGCCACGCAUGUGUGGCUGCUCUAUCGUACAUCCCCUCUUGCGCCUUAGGCAGACAAGUUAAUACCCCGGUCUAUACAGGGUAUAUAGAGAGUAUGCGUUCCCUUCAAAAUAUCGUACGAGUAUGCACUCUCAAAGAACACUUGACCUCCUAGAUACCAACUCGUAAAAUCAUUACUAUGUCUUCUCUAUACCCACGACCCCAAGCAACCUUCCUUCCGCACCUCUCUGAGAUCAUCCAACUCUACCCAGAAGCAGAACCAUGGUGCGCAGGAUACGCUCCAUCACGAGGUCGUCGCUGCCACAUGUCAACAAAUGCUCGGAACCGAACAACAGCCAUGUGUUUAUUAGACGAUGGGACUAAAGACCUCUAUUCGGGUCGAGACAUCAGCGACCUGCUCGAGGACCUGGCUCCUUACGUUCUGUGCACGCGGUUUCACAAGAAUCAGGCCCCUGAACUUACCGCAAAAUGGAAGACGCGAGUCCAACGGUUCUUGGACGCCUAUGUGCUUCCUGCGACUACCCAACGAGCUGCUGGGGGGCGCCGACAGACUAGCACUCUGCCAAAGUCUAGGCAAAGUGUAGAGGUCGAAUAUUUCCAUCGGGAGAAAUGGCUCCCAGUCCGCGUUGGGGAACCUGAACGUCUACGGGCUACUCGACUGGCACCGGCGGCUUCGCAAGGAAUUCUCGUCAAUGAGCGCGUCACUCAAACUGCAAGCUCCACCAAUAGAUUACGCGGGCUCUCUACGCGCAGUGCUGCAGCUCCAACGCGGGAAAUAACGAAUAGAACAAGAGCAGUGGCUUCCUACUCCCUAACAGGCCGCCAGGUUGCCUCGUCUGCGGCAUCAGAGCAUAGACUAUCGAACAUACCAACAGCGGCUAUUCGUGCGACCUCCAGUAAUGUUCGCCCUGGUAGUGGCUCAAGCGCCGCUGUGUCCUCCACGACAUCCUCGUGUUCUGGAGACACUACUCGCCGAUCUAUUGAAGGAGACUGUACCAUCUGCUUUGACCCCUUGAAAAAGACUGCUCGCUUUGGAGCUGAUGAUGGUGCUCACCAUGGUACGGAAGACGAGGGAGAACAGCAGGAAUUAUCCUGGUGCAAAGCCCGAUGUGGAGUCAACUACCAUGCGGCCUGCAUUGAAAUGUGGUUGAAGGCCUCCCCUAAAUCUACGUGUCCGACGUGUCGGAGUGCAUGGAAGGAUUAGGACUAAAUUUUCUUGUUUCGAUUUGUACCAUGUGCGUUAAGGGCUUGGUUUGGUAGACUAAACCCAAGGACCUGUAUAUCUGAUCCCGAAUACCCCGACUAGAGCGGUCGAAAGCUUGAUAGCAUCCUUCAACAGACCUAAUAAGUGAACAGGCUUGCAAGCAGAGUGACUAUAGAUAUAAUAUAAAUAGUUCUAUCACUACUGGUUAUAUUAUCUAAGUAGAGUAAGUGAUAGUUAGUUAGGUUAAGAUAUAGUAUUGCUGUGUAGUCUUAGGCACCUGUCUACUUUAGGUCUGGUACUGUUUAUUUG
Molecule: messenger RNA, 1517 nt
Organism: Aspergillus caelatus
Lineage: Eukaryota; Fungi; Ascomycota; Eurotiomycetes; Eurotiales; Aspergillaceae
Exons: 1
Coding region: 183-1208 (341 amino acids)
Molecular function (GO): ubiquitin protein ligase activity
Source: RefSeq, a predicted model, not a curated record